AUGUUCUUCAACGAGAGCGUCAUAGCCGGUCCGAUGGCUUUUGUCGGCGUAGUCGGUGAAGUCGGCCAAGUUCAACAUAUGCAGGAGCGUCUCCUUGGAUGGAACGUCCCGCCCGAACACUCCGAUCUGGUCCAUCCCCAUUGGCGGGGAUUCCUCGCUCCGGGAAAGUAUUGGCACAUCGGUUUAGCCCUCAUCUACUUUAUGCUGAUGGUCUUGUCCAGCGUAGGGAACGGGUGCGUCAUCUGGAUAUUCACCACGUCAAAGUCACUAAGGACACCCUCCAAUAUGUUCGUAAUAAACCUGGCAAUUUUCGACCUGGUCAUGAUGGCGGAGAUGCCGCUGUUCAUUAUAAGCAGCUUCCUGGAACGUAUGAUCGGCUGGGAAAUGGGAUGUGACAUUUACGCUGCGCUGGGAAGCGUCUCCGGAAUUGGCUCGGCCAUCAAUAACGCCGCCAUUGCUUACGAUCGCUACAGGACUAUCUCCUGUCCGAUCGAUGGCAGGCUAAAUGGAAAGCAGGCUGCUGUCAUCGUGGCUUUCACUUGGUUCUGGUCCAUGCCAUUCACUAUCCUCCCCAUCACCCGAAUCUGGGGACGAUACGUCACAGAGGGUUUCCUCACGACCUGCAGCUUCGACUUCUUAACCGAGGAUCAAGACACGAAGGUCUUCGUGGGCGCCAUCUUCACGUGGGCCUAUGCCAUUCCCAUGUGCCUCAUCAUCUACUUUUACUCCCAGCUCCUGAAGUCGGUCCGCAGGCACGAGAAGAUGCUGCGCGAUCAGGCCAAGAAGAUGAACGUCAAGUCUUUGGUUUCGAAUCAGGACAAGGAGAGAAGCGUGGAAAUGAAAAUUGCCAAAGUCGCCUUCACGAUUUUCUUCCUGUUCGUCUGCUCCUGGACUCCCUACGCGGUGGUGGCGAUGACUGGUGCCUUUGGAAAUCGGGAAUCCUUGACGCCGUUCUCCACGAUGAUCCCAGCACUCUUCGCCAAGACGGUGUCCUGCAUCGAUCCCUGGAUCUAUGCUAUAAAUCAUCCGAGAUAUCGCCAGGAACUGCAGAAGCGUUGCCAGUGGAUGGGAAUCCACGAGCCGGCACCAGCGGUUGACACGACAUCCGCGAUCACCGAGAAUCUCAAGACAGACGAAGCCUGAACUGAAAUUCUGUCGUCGCUGAUCAUCAGAUUGGAAGUUUUCAUUGAUGCGUCAACUUUUGGGGAUGAUUGCUCUCGCACUGCAACCACCACUCGGUACGGGAUUAAUCGUUCCUGCUAAUUCUAAAAACGGAUAUAAUCUCCUCCUCGGCAAAUCUAAUAAGGACUAACCGGAAAUUGAUUUACGGAAUAUGGAUUUUUGAUCGCAUGACAUUAAUCCACGCUGCAAACGACUGGUCCCCUUGUAUAAAUUUAAUUAAAGGCAAAUUUUAAAGCAA
This is a messenger RNA of Cephus cinctus (wheat stem sawfly), 1420 nucleotides long. RefSeq names its product opsin, blue-sensitive (gene Blop). The transcript is spliced from 6 exons. Gene Ontology annotation, biological process: G protein-coupled receptor signaling pathway; visual perception. The coding region runs from base 1 to 1143 and encodes 380 amino acids. Gene Ontology annotation, molecular function: G protein-coupled receptor activity. Gene Ontology annotation, cellular component: membrane. NCBI's taxonomy places the organism in Eukaryota, Metazoa, Arthropoda, Insecta, Hymenoptera, Cephidae. The record is from RefSeq and is a predicted model, not a curated record.